Messenger RNA from Pseudozyma flocculosa PF-1, 4404 nucleotides. RefSeq lists its product as uncharacterized. The coding region runs from base 1 to 4404 and encodes 1467 amino acids. The record is from RefSeq and is a predicted model, not a curated record. Gene Ontology annotation, biological process: Ras protein signal transduction; positive regulation of GTPase activity. Gene Ontology annotation, cellular component: plasma membrane. Lineage: Eukaryota; Fungi; Basidiomycota; Ustilaginomycetes; Ustilaginales; Ustilaginaceae. The transcript has 2 exons. Gene Ontology annotation, molecular function: protein binding; guanyl-nucleotide exchange factor activity.
AUGGCAGCAACAGCCUCGCGAUAUCGCGAGCCUGGCUUCGACGAGUCCUACCGCGGCCUAGCUUCUGGGUCCGCGGUGUCGAGGCUGGCACCACAGGUCCAAGCUGCUUCCGGGCAUCACCCGCACAUGGACGAGGUCGACGAUACCUUUUUCGAGGCCGAGCAGAACAUGGACCACGGCGAGGGCGCGUCGCUGCCCUCGAGCAGGCAGCAUCCCUUUGCCACCGCCAUGUCGCCCGUCGACUACGACGAGGAAGACGACGGCGCCUACGCCGCGCCCGAAGAGCACGUCGUCGCGCUCCACGACUUUGCCUCGUCCAACGCCACCUGCCUGUCGUUUACCGCCGGCCAGGUGAUCAAGGUCUUUAACCGCGACAGCUCCGGCUGGUGGGACGGCGAGCUCGACGGCGAACGCGGCUGGUUCCCGAGCAACUAUGUCGAUCAGGAGGGCGUCUACAUGGGCAGCACCAGCGUCGAGGCCGAUCCCCACGACGGGUCGGUGGGCGUGGCGGGCUACGCUGACCACGCCGGGGCAGAGGGGUACGGCGGCGGCGCGGGCGGCAGCAGCUACGAUGCUCGUUACUCGUCGCGUUCGUCGCCGACCGAGGCGGAACGCUACUACGACCCAAUGGCCCCGUCGCGCUCCGUGACGCCGACCUCGGCGUCUUGGGCCGACCACGGCAACGCAGGCGUGCUCGAUCCGAUCCUCCACGCCAUCGCGCUCCUGCACAACGCGGUGAGGGCGAACCGCGUCGCCCACUUCCAGCCCUCGACCGCCUGCGUCAUCUCCUCGGUCCGGUCCGUGCUGUCGGCCACCGACUGCCUCACGCGCGAGUCGCCGGUGCUCAAGGCGCAUCCUCCGCUGGCCAAGGAGCGCAAGGCGAUCCUGUCCGAGCUCAGCCGGCUGGUGGCCCAGGCCCGCAAGGCGUCGGCGCCCAUGGUCGACGAGACGCUGCGCGACCACGAGAUGGACGCCAUGCUGCAGAUGGCGGAGCACGUGCUCAAUAACGUCCGCCGCUUCCUCCAGGUCGCCGUCGAGUGCGACGUCGCAGUGCCGGAGCGGCGCUCCUCGGUCUACGACGACCUGUAUACCGACGAGCCCCGGAUGCUGACCGGCGCGCGCAGCCGUAUGGCCCAGGAACGGCGUGAGCAGGACAAGACGCCGACGCCGGAUUCGGCCGGCCGCCUCUCUGCCGCAGGCCACCACGCGUCUGCAUCGGCACAGUACCCGCCGAGGGUGGCCAAGAGCCACGGCGACCUCCGCAAGAUGAUGCACUUUUCCCGCCGCAAAGGGUCCGACCCUUCGAGCGAGGAGAGUUUCGAGGCCGAUGCCGUCGCCAACGCGCGCUCGGCUUCCCACAACCGGCUGGUGGCCGGGAGCCGGGAUGCCGUCCGUCCCCGGACCGACUCGAGCUCCGACUCUCCCGACUCUGCCUCCGGCUACGAGGGCGUCGCAUCGCGCAGCGACUCGGCCGACUCGAUGACCGAGGUCGGCCCUGUGGAGAGGUAUCCUCAGGAGGUGAUGCGCCGCCUCAGCCUCGCCAACGACCAGUUGCUGUCGACGAUAGCCGCCUUCAUCGGCCACGCCCACACCCAUACUGCAGAGAGCCACGCGUCGAGCUACGCCCGCCUGAUCGACAUGACGCGCGAGGCGGUGGACGGCGUGCGCAACCUGCUGCUCGUCGUCGAGGCGGUCAACAACAAUGCCACGCUCCAGGCCCAGCGGCCGCGAGAGACGGCGAUCCUGUGGGAGACCCGCGAAAGCCUGUACGAGGCGACUACGGUGCUCGUGACGGCGGCUCGCGUCAUCACAUCGGCUCCCUCCGCGGCUGCGGCGGCCGCGUCCGGCCCAGCCACCGAUACCGAAGACAAGUCUCGACUGCUGCAGGCGGCCACGGGCGUGCUCCGCACCGGCGGCGAGUGCGUCGGAGCGGUCCGCCUCUGCCUCGACAAGCUCGAUCCCUCGGUCACGAUCGCCCUCUCCGAGCCGAGCCGACCCAGCUCGGGGCGCACUGCAGGAUCGGCUCCACGUCGCAGCAGUCGGCGCGCACCCGACGCCCCGACCAGCAACCACAGCGAAGCGGGCGACGACGCAGCCGACGGCAGAGGAGACGACGAUGGCGAUCGUCAAGGGACUUCCACGGGCAUCCGGAGAGGGACCCACACGCUGUCGUUCCUGGGCAGGAAGGCUACCAGCUUGACCUGCCUCAAGGAAAAGUACGAGAGGGAUGGCUACGUGGACCGCUUCGACAGCGUCACGGAAGACUACCUCGACGAGGAGGAGCGGGAGAGCGAGGCCGAUGUCGCCGACGCGAUGUCGGCGGCGACCAAGCCGGUGCCCUCGGGCGAUGGCGGCUCUGCCGCGGCGACGGCGUCUUCGAGGCGGAGUCGCCGCACCGACAGCCAACGGGAGCUGCGCCUCGACGCUGCGACCGGGGCCGACUCGACGAGCGAGCCCAUGUCUCGCGAGCACUCGCGGACGUCGGGCUCGACGCUCCAGUCGGGCCGGUCCGACUACACGGCCGACACCUCGGCCCGUCCUUCGCUCGACUUCAGCAACGCCUCGGAAGGCGGCCUGGCGUCCGGUUCGAUCCAGGGCAGCUUCAGCCGCGAUCGCGACCUGACCCGACAGCUGGGCCCCAUCUCGACGAGGCGCGCCAGCGAGGCGCCGGCGAGGUCGGCGACGCUCGUCAGCCCUACGAGGUCCGUGGCCGGCGGCGCUGCCGGCAAGCAGGUGCAGGUGCAGGUGCAGGGCCAGGGGCAGCUCCGCGCGCGCGCCGGGACUGUCUCGGGCAUGCCCAACUCGGCCCUCGCACUCGAGGCGAGGCUCGCCAAGCCGGGCUACGAGGGCGUCGAGGUGAUGUACAACUCCGAGGGCCAGGUGACGGGCGCCACGCUCAAUGCCCUGGUGGGCAAGAUGACGCCGCACGGGUCCACCGUCGACGCCACCGUCUCGGGCGCCUUUUUCCUCUGCUUCCGCCUCUUUACAUCGCCGGGCGAGCUGCUCGAGGCGCUGGUCACCCGGUUCGACCUGCAGCCCUCGGACGACGUCAAGGCCAACGAGGCCGACCUGGCCAACUGGAGGGACCGCGUCCUGGUGCCCGUCCGGCUGCGCGUGCUCAACUUCCUCAAGAGCUGGCUCGAGAGCCACUGGCACCCGCCCACCGAUCAGGCCAUCCUGGAACGGCUGAUCGCAUUCACCCAGCAGGCCGGCACCGGCGCGCUGACGAAGCCCGCCCAGCGCCUCGAGGAGCUGGCGCGCAAGCGGCUCGCCACCAAGGCGUCCAAGGCCAACGUCCUCGUCGGCAACCAGCGUGGGCCGGGCAGCCUGCAGCGGAUCAUCUCGUCCGAGGGGCUCAAGAGCGGGUCGGCGGCGCUCGCCAUGACCGAUACGUCGCAGAUGUACGCCCCGUCGGCGUUUGCGCGCGGCGGACCGGCGCCGCCGGCGUCGAUUGUGUCCAAGGCGCUGCUGUCCAACCUGCGCUCCGACAACCUGCAGAAGGUCAACAUCAUGGACUUUGACCCGCUCGAGCUGGCGCGGCAGCUGACGAUUGUCGACAGCAAGCUCUACUGCGCCAUCCAGCCCGAGGAGCUGCUCGGCUCCAAGUUCACCAAGGAGACGCUGGCGGCCGCCGGCGGCGCCGGCGGCGACGACACCAACGUCAAGAGCAUGAGCUCGAUGAGCACGCGCAUCACGGGCUGGGUGAGCGAGUGCAUCCUGGGCGAGGCCGACGCGCGCAAGCGCACGCAGCUGGUCAAGUUCUUUAUCAAGCUCGGCGACCGGUGCGAGGCGCUCAACAACUUCCACACGCUCAUGGCCAUCCAGUGCGCGCUCAACUCUUCGACGAUUGCGCGGCUCAAGAAGACGUGGGACGGGCUGCCGCAAAAGUACCGCACCAUGAUGGACCACCAACGGCGGUCGAUUGAGCACACGCGCAACUACGCCGGCUACCGCGCCCGCCUGCGCUCCACCGAGCCGCCGGCGGUGCCGUUCCUGGGCCUGUUCCUCACCGACCUCACCUUCUGCUACGAGGGCAACGCGCCGACGCGGCCGUGCCCGGCGGCGCCCGACAAGAAGCUGCUCAACUUUGACAAAUACGUCAAGAUCAGCCGCAUCAUCAACGAGAUGCAGCGCUUCCAGGCGCCCUUUAACCUGGUCGAGGUGCCCGAGAUCCAGAGCUACCUGCGCACCGCGCUCAACGACGUCACGUCCGGCAGCGGCGGGCUGGGAGCCGACGACCUCUACCGCCGCAGCCUGCUGCUGGAGCCGAGGGGCGGCGGUACGGCCUCGACGUCGGGCCCGAACGGCGCCAACCCCACCCCGGCGUCGAUUGCGAUGCGCAACAACGGCGGCGACGGCAAGACGGGGCUCGACAUCUUCAACUGGAGGACCGAAAAGGCCUAG